UUUAUUUGACUUCACCUGCCCUUUUCACGUGAGCGUGGACGCCUUUUACAAUUUACGUUUUUAUUUUGAAAUACAUGUUCUUUUUUGAUUUUGCAAGUGGUGAGGACAAUUUGCAAUUGCAAUCAUGUUCAAAUUAUGAGUCUAUUCUGACUUCUCAAGUCGUACCCCAUGUGGACGGUUGGUGCAACGUGCAACUGGACUCCUCUCUGAAAGUCAGUGGAAAGCGCACCAGUUUGCCACCGUCAGCCCAAACAUUGGAACCCGGCAUAAAUGUCUCUGCUAGAGGACGUCUUACAUUUGCUGCGGUCCGUCCUGGAGUAUUUUGGUGUGUCCCCGGACAUGCUGGUUCCAGUAUGGGAAAGCCAGUUGUGUGGACAGUACCGCAGCGUUGUGCGCAUGAUAGGCACCAACCUUCCACUUACACCCUCACCUCGUGUCCACUUCCAGAUCCCUCUUCAUACUUACAGACAGCAUGGCUAUGUUGAUGUCACAAUGGACACACCUGCUAUCCCCUCAUUGGCUGAUGUGUUGUGGGUGGCGGAGGAUGAGGGGGACAGUUUUGCGAAGAUCAGGAAUUACGUGCAUCCAUGUAAGCAAAGUUCUGUGAGUAGGAGAGUUGAGGUGGUGCUGGAACCUCCAGGAGAAAAGGUUGGACAUCCGGGGCCAGCGCCCUCACAACCCCACAACAGAGGCCCUAUAACGGGGCAAAGGUCAGACCCAGAGGCCCUGAGGAAGAUCACCGUCCUGGAAGAUGAGUUGCUCAAGCUCCGGGCCCAGAUAGCCAUGAUUGUUUUGGCAGCACCACCCACAGCUCCACCCCCCACACAGAAUGUUCCGGAUACACCCGAAUCCCUGAUGUCUCCUCCGAUGCUCACCUCCACCCCUCGCUGCGCUCCCCCACCUCCUUCUCCCCCGCCUCCUCCUCCUCCCCCCCAGUCCAACUCCCCUGCGGUCGCCCCGUCCACUCUGGACCUCAUCCGGCAGCGCAGGGAGGCGAGCAAGCCCGGCGCCCAGGUGAAGGGCUCCACCCAGGGGCAACCGCCCCCUCAGGACCAAGGGGUCCCGUCGAUGCUGGAUGUGCUCAAAAACUUGAACCAGGUCAAACUGCGCACCACGGCGGAGAGGUCACCGGGGGGAACACCGAUGAGGAAGCGACAGAGCAGAGGCUCGGCGCUGCCGAACGAUCCCGCGGCGCUGAUUGCCGAGGCGCUGAGGAAAAAGUUUGCCUACCGUCGCCACGACGACUCGAAUGACAAGGAGAACCGUUCGGCGGAGCUGUCACCGUUUGGCAGCCCAGAGGUUCCCCUGCUUUCCAGGCGUAGCCAAGGACGACUCCACCGGUGACGUGUUACCUCUUGAUCACCUCAGGUUAACUGUGACCUCUUAAAAUCACCUCAGGUCCAAAAGGUCAACCAUUUACCAGCAGCCAAUGACAUCGCCAGCUGACGUGCCUACAUCAACUACUGCAACUGCUGACUCAGUUCUUUUUUUUUUUAUUCGAUGGUAUAUUUUAUUUUUAUUUGACCUUCUUUGCUUUUUUUCCUGUUGUGUUCCCUAUGGCAUUGUUUUUUGUUGUUGGUUUCUGCCAGAGGUGUUGAAUGUACUUCUACCAUGCAGUCAUUUCAAUGUUAAUUUAGCUGUAUAUAAGAUUUUCUUUUGUACUGUAAAUUGAAUGUUGUUUUUUUGUACAGUUUCACCAUGCCAUGUGUUCGCGUAGCUUGCAAAUGAUGUCCUGUUAUCUGUGCAUAUUUUAUUUAAUGAAAAUCUUUGGGGAAAUCUUUAAUAAUGAUGCAAGGGUGUUAAGCAGCUUUUGACUGCUUAAACCUGCCAUAAUCUUUCUUAGGUCUUGAAUGUAACCCUAUCAUUGGAAUAGUAAACAAGGGGAGGAACUGGGGCAGUGAUACUUCAAUGCUGGUUUUUCCUCCAUGCGACAUGUCUUUCGUUUUCCUCCGUUUACACUUUGCUGCUUUGCGUGACAUUGCUCCGGCUGUACCCAUGCAUGUGGAACCCAAUGUUGACUCCGACCGUCCAGUCGUUUGUCCAGUAGUUGUCGAGCUGAGUCGAAGACCAGGACUGUAUGUAUUUACACUGUGCUGUCAAUAUACAUGAUAUUUUCCACUUACUCCAGCCCUUUUUCCUCGUGAGGAUUCAUGUGGUGGGGUUUGUCUUGGCAGACUGGGAGGAUUCAUGUGGUGGGGUUUGUCUGUGUGUGCAUUAUACACGGAAAGACUGCAGCUGUUUCCCAGCUUAAGUUAGUAUCUAUCUGACGUCCACUCAGAGAUUUCCCAGUCCUCUCUUUCUUAAGGUUUUUCUCAGUGACGGUAGCAGCUGGUAAAACGUAUUUCCGAAUGCCAGGACUCAAAAGGAAACCCUAUAUACCACUGUAAGUGCUUACUGAAUCACCCGGUGUUGGUUGAUUUGUAUUUUCGAUUAAGUUAGUGCUUGGACAAAAUUAACUGGGUAAGUUGACCGGUUGGUCCUAAAAGAAGAUGACUGCUGCUGUCUUAGGCGGAUUGAUGAUUUGACACAAGCUGGGACCCAAAACAAUUUUAUUAAAAUAAAAAGAACAGUAGAUUUAUUGAUCACAGUGCUUGCUGAUGGCUGGAGAAGCAGGCCCAGGUGAUCAAGAGUUGCCGUGACGACAAGGUAGCAUUACAACGGGCUGUACAUAAAUUUGUUGGGCCAAAAACACAGGAACUAUUUCAAAGCUGCCAGACUGACAUUAACGUGUCAUUCUGUCAAUUGGAUGGAAAUAGCCACUUAGUUGUUAAACACCAAGUGACUGUGACAGCAGAGGUGUAUGCAGGUAAGUGUUUAGGUAGUUUGAUCCUACACAGGUGGUUCUGAGAUUGGCCUUUAUUGGUCCAUUACAGUAUUGCGCUACAUAACUGGCUGCUUCAUAUAAAGUCAACAGUUUACAUGAAUAGAACUGCAGGCUGCUUAAAUAGCAGCCUUCAGGCCGAUGUAGAGAAGUGGGUGUCAGGUAAACAAUAAGAUAUGACGUUUAUAGAAAGUGCUAGAAAAUUGCACAAGUUUGAUCAUACAAGAUUUGGUCAAAUCAUUUUAUAGACUAUAUGAUGUAGAAUUAAAUGAAUGUCAAAAAAAAGUUAAUUACAUUUACAUUGUUAACCUUAUAAAAAGCUGAUGCAUUUCAUUGUGAGCAUUAGAAGUUUAUGAAACUUUACAUUUGUGAAUUGCAUUCUCAGUGGAAUGAUACAGUUAAAAUACCCUUCUAUGGCCUAUUUCAAUGUGCGCGCGCGUGUCUGAAGGUGCUCUUCGAGCCAUAGAACCUGUCUUAAGCCUCGUUGAUAACAUCAUACAAAGUAAUUCAUCUAAACACUACCAGGAAUACGUGUAAUUGUUAAAACAUCUAUACAUUUUGAACACUAAAGCCACACAAACAGAUAUACAUAAAGAACAUGAGGGCACAUGUCCAGCCAUAUAAAGACUGUCACCCUCCUUAAGGUAUGGAACCCAAGAUGCAACUCAGCGACACUAAAGACGUCACAUGGCAUUGAGGAAUAUACUGUUCUCCAGGGAACCAAGAAGCAACGUUUAUGGAAUGUGAGUCGCUGACCUUGAGGUCAAAGUUCAUACAUGAACGUCAAAAGGUUUACAGUGCAUAUAUUAAGAAAAGACGUGAGAAGCAAACGCCAUUAAACGCAUUAGUAAAAA
This is a messenger RNA of Hypomesus transpacificus, 3675 nucleotides long. It is a transcript of the gene mtfr2, whose product is annotated as mitochondrial fission regulator 2. NCBI's taxonomy places the organism in Eukaryota, Metazoa, Chordata, Actinopteri, Osmeriformes, Osmeridae. Bases 271 to 1344 code for a protein of 357 amino acids. Gene Ontology annotation, cellular component: mitochondrion. The transcript has 8 exons. The record is from RefSeq and is a predicted model, not a curated record. Gene Ontology annotation, biological process: aerobic respiration; mitochondrial fission.